CGCUUUUCUCCGCCACAAUGUACUCAUCAUCUUCCUCCUUCACGCAUUGCAUUUUUAAUUUUUCUUGAACAUUCCUUCUUCACGUUUCAAUUGACUGAUCAACCUUUAGGCAAUAAGAGAUGAGUGUUUGCUCUUCAUCAAUGAGCUUAUACUCAAUAAAUGCUGUUAUGCUCAAAGGCCAUGCUCAUCAGAUUCUUAUGAGUAGCAGCAUCUGUGGAGUUAGGCCUCAAGAAACAGGAACAUCAAAUUCAUGUUCCUUCAGCUUGUCCCCUGAGAAAUCACAGAUAAACCAUGCAGCUGCUCAGUCUAUUUCCACAACAACAUUGUCUAGUUCCACUGCCAUGGGGAAACAUAAUCAUUAUGUGAUUUCAUUGGCAUGCCAAAGUAUGAACAUGAGGCUUUUGGUAUCUAAACCAAAAGCACUACUCCCUAAAGUUAAGAGUACUAUGGGAUCUAUGACUUGGCCAAGUGGCUUUCUUCUUGAAUUUCUUAUAUGCAAUUCAAAUUCUAAACCUACAAAUUCUGAUGAGUGCAAUGAGUCAACUAUCAAAUUCUCACAUGGCAAGAAAGUUUACACAGAUUAUUAUGUUAUAGGAAUACCUGGAGAUGGAAGGUGUCUGUUUCGUUCUGUUGCUCAUGGAGCUUGUUUGAGAUCUGGAAAACUGGCUUCCAGUGAAAGACUGGAGAGACAGCUAGCAGAUGAGUUGCGGGGUCAGGUUGCUGAUGAGUUUAUCAAAAGAAGGGAAGAGACAGAAUGGUUUGUAGAAGGAGAUUUUGAAACAUAUGUUUCACAAAUAAGGAAGCCUCAUGUGUGGGGUGGUGAGCCUGAAUUAUUCAUUGCUUCUCAUGUUUUGCAGGUGCCAAUCACAGUGUACAUGUAUGAUGAGGAUGCAGGUGGAUUGAUAACAAUUGCCGAGUAUGGACAAGAAUAUGGCAAGGAAAAUCCAAUUACAGUUCUUUACCAUGGCUAUGGUCAUUAUGACGCAUUGGAAAUUCCUACAACAAAGGGUCAUAGACCAAGAUUCUAGCAUUUCAUUUCAUAUUUCUAAAGCUGUGACUUUCUCGAAAGUCAAAAAGUCAGUUCAUAUUAGGCUAGUGUAUAUUAUGGUGAUUUAGUCAGUUUGGUGAGGUAGCUUUUUGCAACGUUAGUUUGGUUAUACAUGAAGAUUGAUA
Molecule: messenger RNA, 1173 nt
Organism: Arachis duranensis
Lineage: Eukaryota; Viridiplantae; Streptophyta; Magnoliopsida; Fabales; Fabaceae
Product: OVARIAN TUMOR DOMAIN-containing deubiquitinating enzyme 4
Exons: 6
Coding region: 120-1028 (302 amino acids)
Biological process (GO): endoplasmic reticulum unfolded protein response; protein deubiquitination
Cellular component (GO): nucleus; cytosol
Molecular function (GO): cysteine-type deubiquitinase activity
Source: RefSeq, a predicted model, not a curated record